UGUCGCGAUCAGUCGCAACACAACAAGUACAGUGAAGUAUGGUGUUCGGAUGUUUUUCACGGGGCUUCAUUUAGAAAGGAUUGCUUGGAAAUUCAUUAAGAGUAUCUUGCGCGCACGUAAAUUAUCCGAUGCGCGUUAAUUCGUGGCUGUACAUCAAUCCAAUCGAUUCGCUGGCCUUUUCACUGGAAAGAGAAACUGAGAGAAACCGACGACGCGGGCACAUUGCAUUGAUUUGCCUGACUCACCGUAAAAGCGCGCAAAUCCGAGUGAGAGGCCGUCGAUAAAUUUAGACUAGAGAGAUGUAUCAAAGAAGAUAACAUAAAUCUAGAAGACAGGAUCAUGGCAAACAGAAGGGACAAGCCUACUGGCUUUUUGGACACAUGGUUCGGCCGACCGAAAAAAUCCGUACGCGGGAGUGGGUCGCGUGGCUAUUCGGGCAGCAACACCAUGCCCAGGCCACACUCCGGUGAUGAUAUCAACGAAAUCGAGCAACAGCGUUGUAUCAUCGAGAGAAUGGACGAAGAGACGGUGAAUGAUAGAUUCGAGGAAAUGUUGGCUAAUAUGAAUCUAACAGAAGAAAAGAAGGAACCAUUGCGCCAACAAUCGGAGUCGAAGAAGAAAGAAAUGCUGGUUUUGCAUUAUAAGGGUAGCAUACAAGAAAAUCGAUCAAAAUUCGACAAACCAGCGGAUUACAUACAGUACCUGGCGCAGCCUGAUUUGAGCGUCAAUAAGAUCUACAACUGCGUUGAGUCUCUCAGGAUCGCGCUUACUAACAAUCCGCUCAGCUGGGUACAGGAAUUUGGCACCAAGGGUCUCAAGCAGGUUCUGGCUACUCUCAAUGAAUGUUAUCGAAAUGCCUUCAUAUAUUACGAUAGUGACAACCGUUAUGAACGAAUACAAUACGAAUGUAUUCGCUGUUUAAAGGCUAUUAUGAAUAAUACCGUUGGUAUAAAGGAGAUGUUGGCCCAUCACGAGGCCCUUACCAUUGUGGCCAGGUCAUUGGAGCCGACGAAACCAUCUGUAAUGUCCGAAGCUGUAAAAUUACUAGGCGCGGUGUGCCUUAUAUCCAUCGAUAGUCACAAAAAGGUUUUAGAUGCUGUUACUAUGAAUGGUGAAUUCAAAGGUCGUGAAAGAUUUUUGCCAAUCGUACAGGGAUUGAUGAAUAAGAAAAACGAAAAUUUAAGGGUAGUAUGUCUUCAACUCAUAAACUCAAUAAUAUCAUCCGCGGAGGAUCUAGAUUUUCGCUUACAUCUUAGGAACGAGGUAAUGCGAGUAGGUUUAGCCGAUAUUCUCGAAAUAUUAGAGAAAGAUGAAUCGGAAGACUUGGCUACGCAUUUAAAGAUUUUUAAUGAUCACAAAGAGGAGGAUUAUGAGGAAUUUGUACAGAGAUUUGACAACGUACGUUUAGAAUUAGACGAUGUUAACGAUUGUUUUGAAGUAGUUAAAAAUAUGGUAAUGGAUACCUCCGCCGAGCCAUACUUUCUAUCAAUACUUCAACAUCUUUUAUUUAUUCGAGAUGAUGCUCUGGUUCGACCGGCAUAUUAUAAAUUAAUAGAGGAAUGUAUAUCGCAAAUUGUGUUGCAUCGUUCAGGCUGUGACCCGGAUUUCAGCGCGACAAAACGCUUCCAGAUUGAUGUACAACCGUUGAUCGAUAUCCUAGUCGAAAAGUCACGGGCCGAGGAAGAACGCCGAUUAGUAGAAGUGAUGCAAAAGUUAGAGGAAGCUAUAGCUAGUAGACAAGAAGCCGAAGCGAAACUUCAGCAUGCGGAAAACAAAAUCAAAGAACUGGAGCAAGGAACAGAGAAAUCUGGAGGUUUUAGGACUGCUGUAUGUCCACCUCCUCUACCUACGCCUGAAAUGGGUAGCAAACUACCACCACCGCCACCUCCUCUUCCUGGCCCACCUCCACCACCACCUAUGUCUGGAAUGACGUGUCCACCUCCUCCGCCUAUGCCCGGUUUAAAAGGACCUCCACCUCCACCUAUGCCUGGAAUAGGAGGACCUCCACCACCACCUAUGCCAGGAAUAAAUCCUCUAUCAUCACCGAUAAUGGGGGCAUUAUCUCCAUCGCCUCCAGUGAUACAAAUUUUGCCUCAUGGAUUAAAACCGAAAAAGAAGUGGGAAGUAGACGGACCAUUAAAAAGAGCAAAUUGGAAAGCGAUUUUACCUCACAGAAUGACAGAAAAGUCAUUCUGGACAAAAGUACAAGAAGACAAAUUAGCUAGUCCAGAAAUAUUGGACGGUCUUGCACAGAAGUUCGCUUCCAAACCGAGCGGGAAAAAAAUAGAUGAUGUAGUUGAUAAGUCAGCCCCAACGAAAAAAGUAAAGGAUCUCAAAGUUUUAGAUAAUAAGGCGGCUCAAAAUAUAUCAAUACUUCUCGGUGGGACAUUAAAGCAUAUGCCUUACGUGGAAGUAAAACGAUGUUUAUUUCGAUGUGAAGGACCAGUUAUUUCUGACAAUAUAUUACAAGGAUUAAUUCAAUACUUACCUCCGCCAGAUCAAUUGUCAAAAUUACAGAUGUACAAAGAUCAAUACGAUGACUUAACUGAAGCAGAACAAUUUUGUGUUACGAUAUCUACAAUAAAACGAUUAUUACCUAGAUUGAGAUCAUUAAGCUUUAUGUUGCGAUAUGAAGAGUUGAUACAGGAUAUAAAACCUGACAUAGUAGCGGCUACAACAGCAUGUGAAGAAGUGAAAAGUAGCAAAAAGUUUGCACGAAUUCUCGAAUUAAUAUUGUUACUCGGAAACUAUAUGAAUUCCGGUUCCAAAAAUGGCCAAGCAUUCGGAUUCGAAAUUAGUUUUCUUACAAAGUUGACCAGUACUAAAGAUAUCGAUAACAAGCAAACUCUUAUGCAUUACUUGGUGGAUACGAUAGAGAGAAAGUUCCCAGAAUGUCUCAGCUUUAUUGAGGAAAUAGCACAUGUAGACCGUGCCAGUAGAGUGUCUUUAGAAAAUGUUCAGAGAACAUUAUGUCAAAUGGAGACCAAUAUUCGUAAUCUCGAACAGGAUCUUACGAAUGCCAAAGUUCCACAGUGUGAUGAGGACUUAUUUAUAGAUGUCAUGAAACCAUUCGCGAAGAAAGCUAGAGAAUCUUACGAAGUUCUGCAAAAUAUGUUUAAAAAUAUGGACACUCUAUACAAGGACAUCUCAGAAUUCUUCUCUUUCGACAAGCAGAAGUACACCAUAGAGGAAUUCUUUGGCGAUAUCAAGACGUUUAAAGAUGAUUUCUUGCAAUCGCAGAAGGAGAUAAUAAAGCUGAAGGAGGGCGAGGAGAAACAGAGACGGACGAGAGAAGCGCGCGAAAAAGCAGAAGCAGAAAAGGCGACACGAGCUGCGCGUAAACGCGCAUUAGUCGAUAUGAACGCACAUGAGACUCAGGAAGGUGUUAUGGAUAGUCUGAUGGAAGCGUUGCAGACUGGAUCGGCCUUUAGUAGGCCAGAUCAACGACGCAAGCGACAAACCCGCGUAGCUGGUGCGGAAAGGAGAGCGCAACUAAAUAGGAGUCGAUCGCGUACUGGAUUAGUCGGAACUGGCUUGCUAGGAAGAGAACUUUCGACAGAGCUUUUAAGUUCGGCUUAAUCUAUUGGAAUACAUUCUAUUUCCGUCCUAAACUCAUUGCUGUGAUGAUUUUACACGCAUUGGAACAUUAAUGAGCAGAAGAACGUGCGGUACAGUAAAUCAAUAUCCAAGAGAAAGGAAGAUAAAGAAG
Molecule: messenger RNA, 3709 nt
Organism: Atta colombica
Lineage: Eukaryota; Metazoa; Arthropoda; Insecta; Hymenoptera; Formicidae
Gene: dia
Product: protein diaphanous
Exons: 17
Coding region: 340-3579 (1079 amino acids)
Biological process (GO): actin cytoskeleton organization; actin filament polymerization
Cellular component (GO): cytoplasm; actin filament
Molecular function (GO): actin binding; microtubule binding; small GTPase binding
Source: RefSeq, a predicted model, not a curated record